GGUUGAAAUUAAUGGUGGAUAGAGAGAGGUUUGGUAGAUUAUCAGUAGAGAUUGUCUGCAGCAACAUAAACAGCGAAACAGGGGUUUUGGUUAGGGUUACGUUCUUGCAAAUCGCAAAUCGCAAGGAAGAGAAGGAACAGUGAAAUUCUGCAUUCACAUUCAAUUAGGGUUUUUCUUUUCGUUAUCGGAAAUGGCUCGAAACGAGGAGAAGGCGCAGUCGAUGCUGAACCGCUUCAUCACGAUGAAGGCGGAGGAGAAGAAGAAGCUGAAGGAACGCCGUCCGUUCCUUGCUUCGGAGUGCCGCGACCUGUCGGAGGCCGACAAGUGGCGCCAGCAGAUCAUGCGCGAGAUCGGGCGGAAGGUGGCGGAGAUUCAGAACGAGGGUCUGGGCGAACACCGCCUGCGUGAUCUCAACGACGAGAUCAACAAGCUCAUUCGGGAGAAGUCUCAUUGGGAGCGACGAAUCGUGGAGCUCGGCGGGCCCAAUUACGCCAAGCACUCGGCCAAAAUGACGGACCUCGACGGCAACAUUGUUGACGUUCCCAACCCGGGCGGGCGCGGCCCCGGUUACCGAUACUUCGGCGCGGCGAAGAAGCUUCCCGGUGUCAAGGAGCUCUUCGAGAAGCCCCCGGAGCUCCGCAAGCGGCGCACGCGGUAUGACAUUUAUAAGCGGAUUGAUGCGAGUUAUUACGGUUACCGUGAUGACGAGGAUGGCGUGCUGGAGCGGCUGGAGGGCCCAGCGGAGGAUGCGAUGCGGCGGGAGGCGGCAGAGGAGUGGAGGAGAUUGGAUGAAGUGAGGAGGGAGGCGAGGAAGGGGGUGAAAAGUGGGGAGGUGGCAGAGGUGUCGGCGGUGGCUAGGGAGAUGCUGAGGGAGGAGGAGGAGGUGGUGGAGGAGGAGAGGCAAAGAGAGAAAGAGGAGGAGAAGGAGAAGAGGGAGUUUAUUGUGCACGUGCCGCUGCCGGAUGAGAAGGAGAUUGAGAGGAGGGUGCUGGAGAAGAAGAAGAUGGAGCUGUUGAAUAAGUAUGUGAGUGAGGGGCUUAUGGAGGAGCAGACCGAGGCCAAGGACAUGCUCAAUAUUCAGCGUUAGCGGGGACUGUGCCAAUAUUUUAAAAUGCUGUUAUAGUUCUGGAGCGGAAAAUUGCAGAUAGAUUUGAUUGUGGACAAAUGCGCAAUAGUGGUGAUGACUUCAAAAAUCUUGCCCAAAAUUGUGGUUCGUAAACUGCAUUUUGGUUUAAUCUUUUUAUCUUGUGGCUUGAGUUUUGGUAAGCAAGUAGGUUGGAUAUAACUUAAUACAUGUUUCGAUUGAAUUAGUGUAAAACGUAGAGGAAUGAACAUGUUGCUCUAGUGAUACUCUUUGAGAAAUUUUAUCAAUGCGCAAUUCGUGAUCAUGCACUUAAAACUCAA
Vigna angularis (adzuki bean) is the source of this 1404-nucleotide messenger RNA. RefSeq lists its product as uncharacterized. Gene Ontology annotation, biological process: generation of catalytic spliceosome for second transesterification step; mRNA 3'-splice site recognition. Lineage: Eukaryota; Viridiplantae; Streptophyta; Magnoliopsida; Fabales; Fabaceae. The record is from RefSeq and is a predicted model, not a curated record. Gene Ontology annotation, cellular component: post-mRNA release spliceosomal complex; catalytic step 2 spliceosome; Prp19 complex. The coding region runs from base 191 to 1087 and encodes 298 amino acids. The transcript has a single exon.